Molecule: messenger RNA, 1290 nt
Organism: Daldinia decipiens
Lineage: Eukaryota; Fungi; Ascomycota; Sordariomycetes; Xylariales; Hypoxylaceae
Product: RNA-binding domain-containing protein
Exons: 4
Coding region: 203-982 (259 amino acids)
Molecular function (GO): RNA binding
Source: RefSeq, a predicted model, not a curated record
UGUGGAUUUGGAUAAGCAGAUAAGGUACACACACUAUGUGGGUGUGUUCCCUUAGUGGAGCGAAAUUUUUUUUCUUCAACAAUUCAAAAGUUCUUCUAGAGGGUAACUUCAAGUUGAAAUCUUCCCUUACAUCUUCUUGCAACUUCACAUCUAAAUUGUUCAGAAGGGCAUUUCCUUGUUUCAAAGAAUACUAAUCACUAAAAUGCAUUCCCUUCGACGCGCAGCUGCUAGAGCAGCAUGCUCUACAACCUUUGCUGUCGCUGUCCCGCGCCAGCAGAUUGCUUCUUUUGCCAUGCAAAUCUGCAAGGCCAAUGCGCGACCGGCUACUAUCAUGCCUCUAGCUCGUUAUUUCUCUCAGACAUCGCGGGUUGCCCAAGAUGAGAGUGAGCGGGCUGCCGGAGAAGAGGACCUUUCCAAUAAGGUCUUCGUCAGGAACCUUCCCUAUGAUGCCACGGAUGAUCUUGUUAAGGAGGCGUUUAACAAGUAUGGAGAUAUCUUAGAGAUCCGCAUCGGCCGUGACCCCUCAGGCGCCAGCAAAGGCUACGGUUUCAUUACCUUCUCAAACGCAGAGUCAGCAACCCGCGCCAUUGAGGAAGCAGACAACUCGUUUUGGCAGGGUCGUCGUCUCUUUGUUCAGCCCAGGACAUCGCCUUCCGCUCCGCGAUCCGGAGUAAAGUCUCCGGGAGAGCCGACGACUUCGCUCUACAUCGGUAACAUUCCCUACGAAACGUCCGAUGCCGAUCUGAACAACAUCUUCCGGGAUCUGGAAGACGUUGUUAAUGUGCGCGUAGCUGUGGACCGCAACACUGGCUGGCCUCGCGGCUUCGCCCAUGCUGAUUUCAAGGACAUAGAGAGCGCACAAAGGGCGUACGACAAGCUCCAGAAUUUCCAGCUAGGAGACCGCACUCUACGCAUUGACUAUGCGAGCACUCCGAAUACCGAGCGACCUCGAUCUACCCGAAACCGAGACCCGCGCAACUAGGCGGGUUUCGACAGGUGUGAUGCUUUUGCCUUCGGAUUGAUGGCUAUCUCAUAUUCCAGGAGGCACUCGGUUGGACGAUGGGGUAUGUGACAUGUGACCAGGAAGGUGUCAUGACAGAUGAAUCAUGGGAGGUUCGAGGCAACAUGGAUCAGGCCUUACUAGCAGCUAUUCAUCAAUUGAAUGGAAAGCUAUUGUAUGUAACAUCAUGGGUUCAAGUUCUUUUUAAGAAGAGCUGCCUCUAUCAAAUAUGGUAGUCAGCACGAAACUUGGUUUCAUAGGAAACUGAAUGUAAAACUUCCUCUCUCUAA